GAAAGAUGGAUCUAGCCGGGGUGGGUGUUCCAUCACUCUUGUCUUUUACUUUAAUUUUCACGAUUUGUCUCAGUUUUUCCAACGCUGACACCGUCAUUGACACCUCACCGAGCGCGGAUUUGACGUUACGACGUAGUGACCAACCGUUCUACGUCAAUUCUUCGAUUAUCGUUCCCCCGGGGAUCACGCUUACGGUAGAGCCUGGCGUGACUGUUACGUUUGACCCUGGGGUCACCUUGAGUGUCCGGGGAAGACUGGUAGCCAAAGGGCAGCCUGGUCAACGAAUUCGCUUCACUGCAGCUGAUACACCCAAUAUUCCAGCACAACGCGACAGCCCUCCCAUUUGGUUUGAUGGCGCUCGCCUUGCGGGAGACUUCACGUCAAGUCACGUAGGGCGUUUAGAGCUUUUGUUGGGAGGAAGUUACGGCACCGUUUGUCAGAAUGGCUGGAACUCGCACUGGUACUACUCCUACUACAACACCAGAGUUGCUGCUAGGAUGCUGGGAUAUAAAUAUUGUACCAGAGUAAAUAACAGAGGCGGUGGUACUGGGAAUAUUCUACUCAGUAACGUGAGAUGUAAUGGACACGAGGACUCUCUAUGGGACUGCCGUCAUGAUGGGGUCCGUGUACACAACUGCUUUCACAGUCAAGACGUGUGGCUGCAGUGUUCAGGUUACUCUGGAUAUCGCGGGGAUGCCAACGAAACAGCCAAGUACUGGUCUGGGAUACAGCUGGUGACUAACUCCUCCGAACCAGGAGUAAGUGAUCUCCAAUAUGUCGACGUUGAAUUCGCCGGUCUUCCUAACAUCGAGACACACUCAAACGAUACGGCAGCCAUAUCUGUCUCUGGAACCCCGCCUGUGCUUGAAAACCUCAAUAUAACAAAUGUUAUCGGUAAUGGCGUUCUACUUAGAGAUAUAGCUGGGCAUGCGUUAAUCAAUGAUAGUUACAUCGAGGCCAGUUUGGGCAACGGGGUUUCCUUCAGAAGCUUUGGUGGUGAUCUAGCAAUGAACAAUGUCCAGAUAUCUAAUGUCAACAAAGCAGGCGUAUAUUACAACCGGACACUACCACUUCCUUCCUAUAAGAUGUGCCUCACGCCGGAAACAACGGUUCCUGAUGGACAACCGCUCAUAGUCAGCUUUGACAGUACGGACCUUCACCUGGGGUUAGAGACGUCGUGCUCUCAGGUGUUUUGGAGCCGAAGCUCAGCGCAGAUCUUGGCAGUGCGCAUACUAUAUAUAAGGACAAGUUGGCGUGGAAAUGUUAACAUUCUGGAUAUAUAUGACGGAAACAGUACAAACCACGAGCGACUUGAGAGAGUGCAUAUGUAUGGUGAUGAGGUAACCAUGCCGUCUCCUCUCUACACAACUGGCGGGUCAGUCUUGUUGUCAUUCUCAAGACUGAAUAUUAAUUUUUGGGAACGGUACCAAGGAAUGUUUUCAAUCCAGUCGGUUGCAGCUCAUUCAGAUCAAGUUGGGUUAUCAGUUCAUAGCGUGGACAUCAGGAAAGCAGCCAAUGGUAUUCUCAUUGAAUCUCAACUGCAUCAUCUUCUCAUCUCAGAGGCUCGUGUCGCACAUUCCUCAGAGACAGGCCUGUACGUGGGGAAAGGGUCUGGUACUAUUGUGCUUCAGGACAGCGUCUUUAUGGAUAACAGCAUCCAUAUGUACUUUGAACAUAUCCAGAGGAAUGUUACCGUGGACAAGAAUGAGUUUAAUGACUCCUCUAACUACGCUUUGUCUGUUGGCUCGGCCUCAGUAUGGAUAUUAUCAAACAACGUCAGGUUCGUUUUUCAAAAUAACACCCUGCUAGACAGCAGUUUCGGUAUAUGGAUGCCACAUGCCAGAGAGUGUGCCCUAACAGACAUCAUAGUGUUUGGCAAUGUCUUCAAAAAUCAAAGUACAACUGCCAUUAGGUUGGGUACAAGUUACAGAUGUAAUACACACAGACUCAGAAACGUCCAGGUGAUGGAAAAUGUUGUUUAUGAAUCAAAUGGGACUGCAGCCUUUUUAAUAGAAACCGGUGUGAGCACAGAAAUACUCAACAACACGUUAUUUGAUAAUGAUGUGUCCCAGUGCGUUCUCUGUGUUUCUGCCUCAAGUUUGUUCAUGACUGGAAAUACGUUUAGAGACAACAAUGUGAGAAAUAUAUACAAACGGCAUCAGGUCGGAGCCAGCCUGAUAGUCAAAAACUUUGUUACUGUUUUCACAUUUACAAGCAACAUUUUCGAAAACCCGUCUGUUGAAUAUCAACUGGCAACUUGGCAUGAGAACUCCGUCUUACGAAAACUAGAUGUGUCCCGAAAUUACUGGGGAACAUCAGAUCCAUUCGCUGUUUAUUCGGGAAUUCUUGACAAUACGAAGCUCUAUACUUUGAGAACCGAAUUUCUAUACACACCUUUCUAUAUCACGUCGGAUCUCUCCAGUUUGUCCUCAGACGUGGAUCCAACACCACCUCCUUACACACUCGGUGGCCGCAUUAAGACCGACCUUACUCUUAAUGACACUGAUAGACCGUACACGGUAACACGUGACUUGAACGUGACAGCCAACGCCACCCUUACCAUAGAACCAGGGGUAGCUCUAGAGUUUGAGGAUUCUGUGGGGAUGUACGUUGAGGGAAGACUGAAUGUCAGUGGGACUGCAAGUAAGAGGUGUAUCUUUACCGCUAAGGGAAAAUCUGCUAUAACAAAAAACAUGACAUGUCCAGCUGCAGAUUCCGGUCUGUUUGUGUUGUAUCGGGAGCCUUAUCGGUAUGAUAUUAACACUUUUUACGGGCGACUUUACGGUAAAGAAAACGGACGCACACUACCAGUUUGUUACGAUUCUUCAAUUAGAGGACCAAUGCUAAACGCAUGGUUAGCAGAAGAAUGCAAGCGACUUGGUUACACUUUUUUGGUCGUAUAGACACGAUUACUGA
Molecule: messenger RNA, 2916 nt
Organism: Lingula anatina
Lineage: Eukaryota; Metazoa; Brachiopoda; Lingulata; Lingulida; Lingulidae
Biological process (GO): homophilic cell-cell adhesion; cell-cell junction maintenance
Cellular component (GO): plasma membrane
Molecular function (GO): calcium ion binding; chitin binding
Source: RefSeq, a predicted model, not a curated record